AUGGCGUCCAAUUCCAUGCACAACCUGACGACUCUUAUUAAGCGGCUUGAGGCAGCCACGUCUCGCCUCGAGGAUAUUGCCCAGUCGUCAUUCGAAGCCCCUCAAGUCGCCCCGACCGUUCAACAGCAAGGUUCCGCCCCUAAGCUUUCGGCGCCCCCGCUGCCCGGGUCCCCCCAAACCGCGAUAGGACCGAGCCCGCCCGCCCCCGCCCCAGCGCCGGAGCCUACCCCCGAGGUUAUCGAAAAGUUUGACGACCUCAUCAACCAACCCCUUGCGAGCUGGGCCAAACUCAGCAAUGAUAUUGGGGGUCUGGUUGCUAAGCAGGCCGCCAAGGUCGUCGAGGCGUUCGAGGAACAGCGCAAAUUCCUGCUCAUCACCACCAAGGCCAAGAAGCCCGACCUCUCUGGGUCCGUUUUCCAGGACCUGGUGAAGCCCAUCGGCGACCUUAUGUCCACCAUUAUCCAAAUCAAAGAUGACAACCGCGCUGACAAGUCAUACAACAACCUCUCCGCCGUGUCCGACAGCAUCAUGGUCCUGGCUUGGGUGACGAUCGACACCAAGCCCUUCAAACACGUGGAGGGAAGCCUUGGGUCUGCCGAGUUCUGGGGCAACAAGAUCCUGACGGCAAACAAGAACAAGGAUGAGCAGCAGGUCGAAUGGGUUAAGGCUUACUACCAGGUCAUCCGUGAUCUCGCUGAGUAUGUCAAGACUUACUGCAAUGACGGCCUUCCCUGGAACCCGAAAGGCGUACCCGCCGUUGAAGCAGCCAAGUCGGUCAACGCGGCAUCCGCCCCUGCUGCUCGCGCGUCGCCCGCACCACCAGCCGCGCCUGCUGCCGGUGGGGCUCCUCCUCCCCCUCCACCCCCGCCGGGCCCGCCGCCGGUUCUCAAUAUCGACGAGAAAAAGGCCGACCCAGCUGCCGCCGGAGGCCUUGGCGCCGUGUUUUCGGAGCUCAAUAAAGGCGAGGCGGUUACCAAGGGUCUCCGGAAGGUGGACAAGUCGCAGAUGACGCACAAGAACCCAUCACUGCGGGCCGGGUCGACCGUCCCAGAACAGAACGGCUCGGCGCGCGGUAAGAGCCCCGCGCCGCCAGGCACGAAGCCCAAGCCGGAGAGCAUGCGCGUCAAGAAGCCACCCAAGAAGGAGCUAGAGGGCAACAAGUGGACAAUCGAAAACUUCGAAAAGUGGCCCUCACCCAUCGAGAUCGAAGUGUCGCUCUCCCACUCGGUGCUCAUCUCCAAGUGCAACGAAGCGACCAUCAUCCUCAAGGGCAAGGCCAACGCGGUCACGGUCGAGAACACCAACCGGGUCUCGCUCGUGGUCGAGUCGCUCGUGUCGAGCGUCGACGUGGUCAAGUCCAACAACUUCGCCCUGCAGGUCAUGGGCGUCAUCCCCACUGUGCUCAUGGACCAGGUCGACGGCGCCCAGGUCUACCUCAGCAAGGAGAGCGCCGCCACCCGCCUGUACUCGAGCAAGUCCGCCAGCAUCAACCUCAACGUGCUCACCGGCUCCGGCGAGGAUGAGGACUACAAGGAGCUUCCUCUGCUCAGCCAGAUCUGCUCGUGGUGGGAUUCUGAGAAGGGCGAGGCUGUGAAUGAGAUUGUUUCUCAUGGCGCGUGA
Chaetomium globosum CBS 148.51 is the source of this 1620-nucleotide messenger RNA. RefSeq lists its product as uncharacterized. The coding region runs from base 1 to 1620 and encodes 539 amino acids. The transcript is spliced from 4 exons. The record is from RefSeq and is a predicted model, not a curated record. Gene Ontology annotation, biological process: regulation of adenylate cyclase activity; cytoskeleton organization. Gene Ontology annotation, cellular component: cytoplasm. Gene Ontology annotation, molecular function: adenylate cyclase binding; actin binding. Lineage: Eukaryota; Fungi; Ascomycota; Sordariomycetes; Sordariales; Chaetomiaceae.